GAAGGGCUUGCUCACCGCUCCUCCCUCUGACUCAAGUCGGAACAAGUAACCUGGCUCCCCUGGCCCGGCAGCCUGGGAGGGACGCGGGCGGGCCCCAGGGAGGGCCAGCAGUCGGCCGUCAGCUCGCGGAGCCACCCUGGGUCGGAGUGCGGGGCGGCCUGGCACUCAGCCCCCUGACUGGGACCAGGGGGUGUUUCCCUGACGCCUGGACAGAAACCUGGACGCAGCUGGGGAAACUCCAGGCCACCUCCGUGUGCUGGCCUGGGCUGGGAAGGGUGUCGGCCCCUCCUCCUCCUCGCCCCCUCCUCCCAGAAGCCCGCCAUGGACAGCAAGGACGAGGUCAGCGACACAGACAGCGGCAUCAUCUUGCACUCAGGCCCGGACAGCCCGGUGUCCCCCGGGAAGGAGCUGACCCACGCCGUGCGGAAGCAGCAGCGGGCCCUGGAGGAGCGACUGGAAGCCUGCCUGGAGGAGCUGAGGAGGCUCUGCCUGCGGGAGGCGGAGCUGACUGGCAUCCUGCCUGCGGAGUUUCCCCUCAAACCCGGGGAGAAGGCCCCCAAGGUCCGCCGCAGGAUUGGAGCCGCUUAUAAGCUGGACGAGUGGGCCCUGCACAGGGAGGACCCCCUGAGCGGCCUGGAGCGCCAGCUGGCCCUGCAGCUGCAGAUCGCCGAGGCGGCGCGGCGCCUGUGCCGCGAGGGGAACCUGGGCCGCCAGGUGCGCCGGCAGCGCCAGCACGCGGUGCGCCUGGAGGAGGAGAAGCUGCGGCAGCUGCAGCGCUGCCUGGGCGAGCGGCAGGGGCGUCCCCCACCCGGCCCUGCGCCGGGCCCAGAGCUCAGCGCCUCGGAUGACAGCUCCCUGUCGGACGGGCUGCCCCGGGAGGAAGAGGCACCUCAAGUGCCAAAACCGCCCCCAGAGGCCCCAGAUCCACCCACCCGGCCUCUCCCGCCCCAGAGCCUUGAGGGGCUGCAGCCAGCAGGCCCUGAGAUGGGGGGCCUGGAGCGGGCCCCCAUCCAGAACAGCCCUUGGAAGGAGACGAGUCUGGACCACCCCUAUGAGAAGCCCAGGAAGUCUUCCGAGGCUGGAAGCGAGUCCAGCAGCCCAGCCAGCACCCCGCAGGAUGGGCCGAGCGCCUCCAGCCUGUGGCUGCUGGAGCCCGCCUCCUACUGUGUGGUCCCCAUCCGCAGUGUUCCUGGGCAGCGGCAGGGCCGUACCAGUGCCCCAGCCACCCCUGACAUGCAGGGCAGGAGGGGCCAUUCGCAGCCCCUGAGGAGUGACCCCUUCCGCGCGGGCCCCGACGGCCGGGGUCGCAGCGCCCUCCCGCGGCGCCGCCCCACUUACUACACGGUGACGGCGCCGGAGCCCUGCUGCGCUCGCCCCGCGCCCGCGCCGCGUGCCGCCUGCCACUCGUGCUCUGAGGACAGCGGCUCCGAAGCGUCCAGCCUGUCGCACCCCACUCCGCCCGGCAGCAGCAGCCCCGACAUCUCCUUCCUGCGGCCCCUCUCCCCGCCCGCGCCAUCCCGCCCGCACCGCGGCCCCGCGGGCCCCCGGCCCCGGCCGCCCCCCGCCUGCCUGCGGGCUGCGCGCUACGUGGUGCUGGCGGAGGGCCGCCCGCCGCCCGCCCAGUGGGCCGAGUGGGGCCCGGGCCGCGGCGAGGACGCGGCCCCCGCGCGCUGGCAGCGCCCGCCACCCGCCCACGGCCGCGUGGCCCGGACGCCCUCGCUGCGCGACCACCCCGCGGGCCGCGGGCUCAGCAAGGCCGCCGUGUCCGAGGAGCUCAAGUCGUGGCACGAGCGGGCCCGGCUCCGGAGCGCGCGCCCCCACUCGCUGGACCGCCAGGGGGCGUUCCGCGUGCGCAGCCUGCCGCCCGGCGCCGACAGCUUUGUGCGCGCGCCCGCCCCGCGCGGACAGGUGCCCACGGUGUGCGUGCUCCGGAGAUCGCCUGAGGGGGCCCCCGUGCAAGUUUUUGUACCUGAGAAUGGCGAGAUCAUGAGCCAGGUGUAACCCCGGGCUGCAGACGCCCUGGCUGGCUGGUGGAAGGAACUGGUUCCCAGCGGGGCUGGGGCUGCGGCCGCCCCCUCUCGUCGCCCUCUUCAGCUCCCUUCCCCCAUCGCAGGUCGAUGACCUGGAGCUGAGACUUUUUUUUAAUCAGUUUUUGUUCAAAAGCCCUGGCCUAAGGAUUCAUGUUUGUGGUUUGUCCGCACGAUCCCUGUGAUAGGAGGAUGCUUUACUUCCCAGAGACUGGCCUACUGGAUGUGAGGCCUCGCCUCUGCCUAGUGGCAUCCCUCCAUGUCCCAGAUGGGUGGCAGGGGAUGCCUGCAGCAGAGAGGGCCACGUCGAGAGCCCGCAGUGCUCUGGACAACCCCAGGGCCUCCUCCCCACUACUGCUGGGGGCGUUUUCCCUGUCCCUGAUUCCCAGCGCUCGGGCGUAGGGGUGCCAGGCUGGGCGCAUCCUGCCCUCUCUAUUGUGCUCUGUGAUGCACGCACCAAGGGCAGGGUUAAAGGUCAGUGUGUCCAGGUGGAGUCUUGUCUUCCUGAGCCCUGCUCUUUUCCUGACCCUGCGGGGCCCUGGUCACUGCACCUGUGUCCUGCAGCCCCCAGCGCAAACCAGGCCCAGGAGCCUCGGGCCCGAGGAGGCCUCUCUGGUUCGGAGCAUCAGGAGGCCCAGGUAGGGGCUAACCACCUCCUCUGGGCCCCAUGAGGACUGGCAGGCCCCCACCCGCUGUCGUCUUUUUGUCGUCGUCCCAAGAACCAACACUGCACACUUGCUUUUAGAAAGAUGCCCCUUGUGGCGUUACCCCGGGGGCGGGAGUGUCACUGCUUCUCCCACCCGUGUACCUCUGUCCUGAGACCAGAUCUUUUUAAAGGAGGGCAAGUUCUGGCUUUAGACAUGGGACACUCGCCCUACAGGUGUUACUGAAUUGUCCUAGCACUGAGACUUGAGGCCUGGCAGCUGGCUGUGCCAAGCUGAUCUGUGGUCCAGGGCUCUUAUCUUAGUAGGACCUCUGCUGCCUGGUCAGACCCCCAAAUGGGGGACCCUGCUCGCAGGAGAGAGCCGCUGAGUCAAGGCCGGGAGGGGCGGGGCACACUAGGCUGACUUUGCCCACGUGUUGUCCUCCAUCUGCAGGGUGGAAGCUGGGGAGACUGCCUGAGGGCCCGUUAACAUCCUGACCCAGAUGAGACCCACUUCUCCCAUUGCCUGGGCCACCUGGCUGAGGGGUCAGGAAGAGGGAGGGGGCCUGCGGGGAAGCCUGCAUCCCUGCCCUUCCUGGCCUGCAGCUUCCCAGUCUGGGGCCACCUGGGCACAGCCACCCACCCCCCAGUCCUCGUGGAGCACAGCGCUCCUUGGGUUAGCACCCCACAUACGUGUGCGCCCCGCAUGUUAACUUAUUGCUCCCGUGUGACACCCGCUGCACUUGAGAAGCGGCUGUGUUCUCGGCUGUGUGGCUGGAGAUGUGGGGUUUCCGUGCCAAAUACUCCAAUAAACUGUGCUUUGUGAGGCCAA
Molecule: messenger RNA, 3502 nt
Organism: Capra hircus (goat)
Lineage: Eukaryota; Metazoa; Chordata; Mammalia; Artiodactyla; Bovidae
Gene: INAVA
Product: chromosome 16 C1orf106 homolog
Exons: 10
Coding region: 322-2001 (559 amino acids)
Biological process (GO): positive regulation of protein ubiquitination; adherens junction maintenance
Source: RefSeq, a predicted model, not a curated record